AUUGGAUACAGUAUAUUCCGUGUGUUUUUUAAAUGCCAUAAACUCAAUACGGAUUGUACAUCUACUGUCUUAUUGCAGAUAAUAAUUGAAUUUUGUAUGCAGAUAACUAUGUUUAUGAAUUAUACUCCGUAUAUAGGAGGGAGUUGUAAAACGUCAGAUUCUUAUCUAUAUAAUGAAAAGUCUGAACUCCCAAGUAAUACCGAAAAAGUCUAGUUUUUUUUCUCUCUAAAUAUAUACCCACCCGUGCACAAACGCUCAAGAAAUAGGAGGACCGAAAGCUGUCGCUGGUAUCAUGGCCGGUCGGAGAAUCACGUCAUUUCUCACUCGUUCCUUGAACACUUUUUCCUCUCCUCGUCUGCUCUCCGGCGGUGGGACUUCGAAUUUGUGUGGAAGGAUUCAUAGAUUAAGCACGGCUGCUGCUAUUGAAGAGCCAAUUAAGCCUCCUGUCUCUGUUGAGCACACACAACUCCUCAUCAAUGGACAAUUUGUUGAUUCAGCUUCUGGCAAAACUUUUCCUACCUUAGACCCGAGGACGGGUGAGGUGAUUGCACAUGUUGCCGAAGGGGAAACAGAAGAUAUCAACAGAGCCGUCUCUGCUGCUCGAAAGGCUUUUGAUGAAGGCCCUUGGCCAAAGAUGACUGCAUAUGAAAGAUCAAAAGUAAUGCUGCGAUGUGCUGAUCUGAUUGAGAAGCACAAGGAUGAAAUUGCAGCACUUGAAACUUGGGACAAUGGAAAACCAUUUCUACAAUCUGCUACUACUGAAGUUCCCAUGCUUGUACGCUUAAUCCGCUAUUAUGCUGGAUGGGCCGAUAAAAUUCAUGGUAUGACUGUCCCUGCUGAUGGACAAUAUCAUGUUCAAACUUUGCAUGAGCCAAUUGGUGUUGCUGGACAAAUCAUCCCUUGGAACUUUCCUCUUCUCAUGUUUGCUUGGAAGGUUGGGCCCGCAUUAGCAUGCGGAAAUACCAUUGUUUUGAAGACAGCUGAAAAGACACCUUUGUCUGCUCUCUUUGUUGCAAAGCUCUUCCAUGAGGCUGGACUACCUCCGGGCGUUCUUAAUGUCGUCUCUGGUUUUGGCACCAAAGCUGGUGCUGCUCUCUGCAGUCACAUGGAUGUGGAUAAGCUUGCAUUCACAGGUUCAACGUCAACUGGGAAGGUUGUGCUCGAAUUGGCCGCCAAAAGCAAUCUUAAGCCUGUGACAUUAGAACUUGGUGGAAAAUCACCUUUUAUUGUUUUUGAGGAUGCUGAUGUGGAUAAGGCUGUUGAACUAGCCCACACGGCUCUCUUCUUCAACCAGGGACAAUGUUGCUGUGCUGGGUCUCGGACAUUUGUCCAUGAGAGUCUCUAUGAUGAAUUUGUAGAGAAAGCAAAGGCACGUGCUAUGAAACGUACAGUUGGUGACCCAUUCCAUGCAGAGACAGAACAAGGUCCUCAGGUUGAUUCAGAACAGUUUGAGAAGAUCCUGAAGUACAUUAGAUCAGGAAUUGAUGGUGGAGCUACCCUUGAAGCUGGAGGUGAUAGACAUGGCACUAAGGGCUACUACAUUAAGCCAACAGUUUUCUCCAAUGUUACGGACAACAUGCUGAUAGCUAAGGAUGAGAUAUUUGGUCCUGUGCAAUCAAUCUUGAAAUUCAAGGAUAUUGACGAAGUAAUCAGGAGAGCAAAUGCGUCGAAGUAUGGUCUUGCUGCGGGGGUCUUUACACAAAACAUUGACACUGCAAAUACAAUGAUGAGAGCUUUGAGAGUUGGGACAGUAUGGAUUAAUUGCUUUGAUACAUUUGAUGCUGCCAUCCCUUUUGGAGGGUAUAAGAUGAGUGGGCAUGGAAGGGAGAAGGGAGAAUACAGUCUCAAGAACUACUUACAGGUCAAGGCGGUUGUCACUGCAUUGAAGAACCCCGCUUGGCUAUGACCAUCCUCUUCUCACAUCAAGCUAGGGUUAAUUCAAUAAUGAUUGAUGAUGAAAUAUUGCCUUUUGCUUCAAUAACACUUGUCAUGUUGAGUAUUCGUUAUACUUUUGCUUCUAGUUUAAACAUCCAUUUGCGGUGCUGAACACAUAAAGGUUCGGUUUGUCCAGCAUGUGGAAAUAAUGUAGCUUGUAUUUAUGCUUCAAUAAAUAUCCAUUUGCUCUCUCUCUCUCUCUCUCUCGUUCUAUUUUUUAUAUGUUUAAAUUACACCUGUUAUGACUUUUAUUAGGCAUGAGACUUAGCCAUAUCCUUGUACUGUUUUUCCUUCCUCGGACUACUAACUGUCUUGUCAGUUAACGAUCCCUUGGAAAAGGAGGGGGAGAAGGUGGCAGAGUGGGUGGGAGAAAAGAGGCAAAGGAUGUGGAGAACAAUCAGGUGGUUCAAAAACUGGGGCUUUUUUUGUGGAGGAGCAUAACAGCAGACCAUCAUACAUGGUGGUAGUUGGAACCAAGUAUUACCGGUGGUGCCGCCAACACUUUUGAUGCCGUGGUGGUCGAUUGCCAUGGUCUUUGCCUCGGAUUGCCAUUUGCUGCCAUCGGAAUGUUAGGAGAAUCCUCGUAAAUUCUCAGAAAAUUGCCCCAUGCAAAGUUUGAUGCAAAAUUUGCCGGUGCCAAUCACUGGCAAAUUUUCAGUAAUUUAUUGUCUAAGAGUUA
Molecule: messenger RNA, 2614 nt
Organism: Cuscuta epithymum
Lineage: Eukaryota; Viridiplantae; Streptophyta; Magnoliopsida; Solanales; Convolvulaceae
Source: the annotation of a GenBank genome assembly